ACCUCCUUUCUUGCGUCACAGGCGUUCCAUUUUGGAAGGAAGGGCUUUCAGAACCCGUCAGGAAAGGGCGAACUUCUCACUUUUCUGCAUAGUUUUCAUCUGUUCGUUUCCUUUUAAAGACUCCACCUUUGUUUCGGAAUAACUUGUCACUUGAUCGGUAAUCAUAGUUGUUCCUGACUCGAGAAAAUGCUUCGUCUUUUCGUUGGAAACGUAUUAAGUCAAGGUGGGAGGGCGGUCCAAAAUGGCCUUGGGGGGAGGGCAAUGCCGGCUGUGGCCUCGCAAGCACAGAGAAUGUGCUCUAGCGCAUCCGAUGAGGAGGUAGACGACCCGAAUUUCUUUCACAUGGUGGAAGGAUUCGUCGAGAGGUCUGUGGAGAUCGUGAAAGAUAAGUUAGUGGAUGAUAUGAAGGGAAAAGGCUCGGUGGAGGAGAAGAGAAAACGUGUGGAGGGCAUCCUAAAGAUCAUCAAGCCCUGCAACCACGUUCUGGCCGUGUCCUUCCCCAUCAAGAGAGACAACGGAGAGUUCGUCAUGAUUGAGGGCUACAGGGCUCAACACAGCCAACAUAGGACGCCAUGCAAAGGAGGUGUGCGUUACAGCAUGGAUGUGACAGCUGAUGAAGUGAAGGCUCUGGCAUCACUCAUGACCUACAAGUGUGCUGUGGUUGAUGUUCCAUUUGGAGGAGCAAAAGCUGGACUCAAGAUCAAUCCCAAGGAAUUCUCUGUGACCGAACUUGAGAAAAUAACGCGACGAUUCACUGUUGAAAUCGCCAAGAAAGGAUUUCUUGGUCCGGGAUUGGAUGUCCCCGCGCCGGAUAUGGGAACGGGAGAACGAGAGAUGAGUUGGAUGGCCGACACAUUCUCACAAACUAUGGGUCAUAAUGACAUCAAUGCAUUUGCCUGUGUAACGGGAAAGCCCAUCUCCCAGGGAGGCAUUCACGGCCGUGUAUCGGCCACUGGCAGGGGAGUGUUUCAUGGGAUUGAAAACUUCAUCAAUGAAGCAACCUACAUGAGUGCAGUCGGGCUCCCACCAGGCUUCCAGGACAAAACCUUCAUCGUGCAGGGUUUUGGUAAUGUGGGUCUCCACAGCAUGCGGUACCUGCACCGCUACGGAGCCAAGUGCAUCGGUGUGCUGGAAAUCGAUGGCAGCAUCUUCAACCCGGAGGGCAUUGACCCCAAGGAACUAGAGGAAUGGAAACUGGCCAACGGCACCGUCAUGGGCUUCCCUGGAGCGCAGACUUAUGAAGGGAACCUUCUGUAUGAGAAGUGUGAUAUCCUGAUUCCUGCUGCAGGGGAGAAGGUUAUCAACAAGCACAAUGCUCCACUCAUUAAGGCCAGGAUCAUUGCUGAGGGUGCCAAUGGACCGUGUACCCCUGAAGCAGACAAGGUCUUCCUAGCCAAUGACCAGCUGGUUAUACCCGACCUGUACCUGAACGCUGGUGGUGUGACCGUGUCAUACUUCGAGUGGUUGAAGAAUCUGAACCACGUCAGCUAUGGCCGCCUCACCUUCAAGUGGGAGAGAGAAUCCAACUACCAUCUACUAGAGAGUGUGCAGGAGAGUCUGGAGAGGAAGUUUGGGAAGAUGGGAGGACGUAUCCCCGUCACACCUUCAGCUGACUUCCAGAACAGGAUUGCUGGUGCCUCUGAGAAGGACAUUGUGCACUCAGGACUGAGCUACACCAUGGAGCGCUCUGCCAGGGCCCUCAUGCGUACCUCCGUCACCUAUGGCCUGGGUCUUGACAUGCGCACGGCAGCCUACGUUAAUUCCAUAGAGAAAAUUUUCCGCGUUAUGGAGGAGGCAGGACUGACGUUUGCUUAAGGCUAUCAUGCAGACAGCGAUGACAUAUAACAUGGGGCUGGACCUGAGAACAGCAGCCUUUGUCACCUCCAUUGAGAAAGUCUUCAGUGUUUAUGAUGAAGCAGGGCUCACAUUUUCAUAAGCUCAUAUUUAGGGCAACACUUGACCUUUUAUGCUUCUUUUUCACAAUUUAGUACGAUUUUGCUACUGUCAUAAGGACUGCUGAGAGAAUGAUUAUAUGGUGUACAGCCAUUUACUAAUUAAGGAAUUUCAUAUUUCUAUACAAGAUGCAUGGAACAGGGAAUUUUUUGCAAUGUAUAAGAAAUUGUAUUACAGGUUGUAAUGUCCUUGUAAUGUCCUUGGUUAAACAGAUAGUAUAUUCAAAGGGACAAUGCAGGUAGAAAGCAUUGAUUUAUUAACUAUUAAUCAAAUGUGAUGAUGUUGUUUCAAAUGGGAGCAUUGCCGGUUUUGGACCACUUAUAGAACUGAUUAUACCUUUUUACUUUACCAGCCAUGUUUGUAUAUCGUGGAUAUCAGUAAAUAUGUAUACAUUCAAACAGUAUCUUCACUGCAUAGAAACAAUUAUACCGGUACUUUGUUUUGAAUUUGAAAAGUGUCCUAUGUCUUUUUGUGAAGGAAAGUGAUGCUUGCUGUGUUUACAAAUGAUAUGCCAAAUGUGGAAGUUACCAUUAGCUGAUCUUAUCUGACUAGGAACAUGUAGGUGUUAUGUAUGAUAUGUUAUGUAUGCAGUACCAGAGGUAUGAUCUUAAGAUUGACAUUUAUCUGAGAUGAACAUACAUGUACAAGCAAUUAUCAAAAAUGUGUUGCAGUCCUUAGCUGGUAUUGUCAAAAUGUGUAAUGUCCAUACAUUCAUGUAUUGAUAUACCUGUAGUCAUGGCAGUUGGCCUGUAUUUAUUACCAUAACCCAUAAAACACUCCAGUGUUGUUACACCUUUGUUAAAGCUAUAGCAUUGUCACAUCGUUCACUCAAAUACAAAGCAUUAGUAACAGCUUGAAAUCACAACAAUAUAUCAUAUUUAAAGAUAAUCUUUGCAAUUUAAUAAAUUGUUAAUGAUGAAGUAA
Branchiostoma floridae (Florida lancelet) is the source of this 2877-nucleotide messenger RNA. Its product is annotated as glutamate dehydrogenase, mitochondrial-like. Gene Ontology annotation, molecular function: L-glutamate dehydrogenase (NAD+) activity. Gene Ontology annotation, cellular component: mitochondrion. The coding region runs from base 187 to 1815 and encodes 542 amino acids. The transcript has 16 exons. Gene Ontology annotation, biological process: L-glutamate catabolic process. The record is from RefSeq and is a predicted model, not a curated record. NCBI's taxonomy places the organism in Eukaryota, Metazoa, Chordata, Leptocardii, Amphioxiformes, Branchiostomatidae.